Messenger RNA from Gymnogyps californianus (California condor), 2235 nucleotides. It is a transcript of the gene SORD, whose product is annotated as sorbitol dehydrogenase. The record is from RefSeq and is a predicted model, not a curated record. Bases 1 to 1068 code for a protein of 355 amino acids. Gene Ontology annotation, molecular function: L-iditol 2-dehydrogenase (NAD+) activity; zinc ion binding. Lineage: Eukaryota; Metazoa; Chordata; Aves; Accipitriformes; Cathartidae. The transcript has 9 exons. Gene Ontology annotation, biological process: D-sorbitol catabolic process.
AUGGCGGCGCCGGGGCAGAACCUGGCCGUGGUGGUGCACCGAGCCGGCGACCUGCGCCUGGAAAACCGUCCAAUCCCGGAACCGGGUCCCAAUGAGGUCCUCCUGCGGAUGCAUUCUGUUGGGAUCUGCGGGUCUGAUGUUCACUACUGGCAGCACGGUCGAAUUGGGGAUUUCGUUGUGAAGGACCCCAUGGUGUUGGGGCACGAAGCUUCCGGGACUGUCGUCAAAGUGGGAUCGGGGGUGACUCAUCUGAAACCAGGUGAUCGAGUGGCCAUCGAGCCUGGCGUCCCAAGAGAGAUGGAUGAGUUCUGCAAAACUGGACGCUAUAACCUGUCUCCAACCAUCUUCUUCUGCGCGACGCCUCCCGAUAAUGGGAACUUGUGCCACUACUACAAGCACAGUGCCAGCUACUGCUACAAGCUUCCAGAUAAUGUCACCUUUGAAGAAGGAGCCCUUAUCGAGCCCCUUUCGGUGGGAAUCCAUGCCUGCAAAAGAGCGGGAGUCACUCUGGGAAGCAAAGUCUUCGUGUCCGGCUCUGGACCAAUUGGCCUUGUUAAUGUGCUUGUUGCUAAGAUGAUGGGUGCAGCGGCUGUGGUGAUUACAGAUUUAUCUGCCUCUCGCCUGCAAAAAGCCAAGGAGAUGGGGGCAGAUUUCACCAUUCAGGUGAAGAACGAGACCCCGCAGGAGGUGGCCUCCAAAGUGGAAAGUCUGCUUGGCUGCAUGCCCGAGAUAACUGUGGAGUGUACGGGAGUGCAAGCCUGCAUCCAGGCUGGCAUUUAUGCCACUCGUUCUGGUGGGACCUUGGUGCUGGUGGGACUGGGGCCUGAGAUGGUCACUGUGCCCAUUGUGAAUGCCGCCGUGCGGGAGGUGGAUAUCCGGGGGAUAUUCCGCUACUGCAACACGUGGCCUGUGGCAAUUGCUCUGCUCGCAUCCAAGCGGAUCAACGUCAAGCCCUUGGUUACUCACCGCUUCCCCCUGGAAAAGGCUCUUGAGGCAUUUGAGACCACCAAGAGGGGUGAGGGAGUCAAAGUCAUGCUGAAGUGUGACCCUACUGACCACAACCCCUGAGAUGCCGCGGUGCCCGGCCCUCUCCCCCGUUACACCGCCUGCCUGAGAUGCGAAGCAUGAGGCCGCAGGAGGCUGAUGUAUGGCUGUUGCAUGUUUACACAGUCACCUUAGGCAGGCGCUGCUUUGUAAUAGAGCUAGAAAAUCAAACGAUAAUGAGGGUGAAUGGCACUGAGGGAUACACUGUUAGAGUAUUAACAGGUAACUACAAACGGAGAACCAUAGAGAAUAGUUUGAAUCAAAAUGCUGCUGUUUGGUUAGAGACAAUGGUUCACACAGUUGGCUCUUCUCUGGCAGACCCCACAUGCAGAAGAGCCUGGGUGUCUCUGCAUGUAUCGGGCAGAGCUGCCUGCGUGGCCGCAGGGUUUGUCCACGUGGACGCGCUGGGGAAGGGUGUCACCAGCCGUGUGGGUGAAGCCGGGACGGAGAUGCUGGUGCUCCACCUUCCUGCCCCAGCACUGCCCUGGGGCUGUGCUUGCCGCAGCUCUUCCCAUGUGGCAAUCCCUGGGCGCGGGAUAGCCCUAUGUGAAUACUCCGCCUUCCAAUCACACCGUCCCUCGGGGAUGCUCAGGGACUGUAACAGCCUGUGGAACAAAGCCUGGCCAGCUCACCUCUACAUGAAGCAUCUGCACAUUCAGGUCAUUCUCUCCAUGCUGUUUGCAAGUAGCAAACUGCAGGCCCAAAGCUCAGAGCCCGGGGCUUUUUUGAAGAAGCUAGUCUGGAGGCCAGCUGGGACCAUAUCUGCUCUGUCAUCCCCCCCAGCAGCUCCCCAUGGGGCAGGAGGACCGCUGCAGAGCAGGUUGCAGUGUGUUUGCAGGGAAACUGCCCUGUCUGUGGCUGGGACCGCAGAGACCCCUGUCCUUAUGUGGCUCCCAAGGAGGGGCUGCUGUUGGGGGGCACAGCUCGCUUUUAGCAUGGAGGGGAGCGCAGGUGAGAAGUAAGGGGACAGCAUCACUCAAAGGUUUUACCACUGCAAAUGAAUCAUAUCUUUUCGGGGAUAUCGGGCCUUCCUGCUGAGCUUGUGAGCUGUGAAUGAGAUACUAACGAGGCAGCAGGUUGCGGAUAACAAAAUCUAAUCUUUGAUUACAGUCAUGUUAAUUUUAGUACUGAGAGAUCAGUCCCUUUCUUGGGCCGGUACUGAACUUUCCUCAAUAAAUGCUACGUACCUGA